CCUCCUCGCUCUCGCCCUCCUCCUCGCUCUCGCCCUCCUCCUCGCUCUCCCCAUCACUUCCAACAGAAUGAGGACAGUCCCAGUCCAAAGCGUCAGAGACUAUCUGGCCAAUCAGUGCUGGAUCUCUCCACGGUGGCCCCACCCUCCAACCCCUCUCCACCAAUGAGGCCGUGGGAGCUGCCCCACAGUCGCAGACCUCCCCCUAACCCCCACCCCCAUUACCACCAGGAGCGCUGCCAUACACCUGUCAGACACAGACACAGUCCUCCAGCGCGUCGCCAGCGUGGCCGUCUCUCCCGCACCCCCCGUCACCUCCCCCCUCCUCCUCCCCACCACCCCUCCCCUCCUCCCCCCUCCAUCCGACUGGACCCCCAGGACCAAAGCUACCACUACCCCCACCCCCACCAGAGCUACUCUCACCCCCCUCCUCCCCCCUACGGCCAGCCCCCAGCCCCUGCCGGUGGGGGCGUGGAGGAGCCUCGAGCGUUCCACCCCCCUGCCCUGUCUCCACGGUUACUGCACCCCGCUGUCCAUCAUUCCCAUCAAGCAGCUCACCACCACACACAGCAGCAAGGAGCCAUGGUCAUGGACCUUCAGGAACAGGCCUCAGUCCCAGUCUCCUAUACGGUGACUCCUGUCCCUUCUCAUCAUGGUCUGGUAGCUCCUCUAUAUACAGGACAGCACCUCCCUCCUGUCUGUUCCUCUCAACAACAGAUCCCAGCAUGCAGUGUGGUCUUCAGUACAGGACAACACUACCACCCUAUACUGGGGGCGUGUUCGGUGCAGCAUUUACCUGUGCCCUACUCCUUUCCCUCCCUCCUCUCCAAUGAUCCUCCUUUCCUCCUCCCCCCCUCCCCACCUCUCUCACCCCCCCCUCACCUCCCUCCACCUGGACACUUCCUUCCCUUCCCGACACAACAGUCCAGAUCGCCGUUGCAGAGGAUAGAGAACGAGGUGGAGCUGCUUGGAGAGCACCUGUCUGUGGGAGGGGGGUUCAACUACCCUCAUGGAGGACACCACCCCUCCUCCCUGCCCCCCUCCACACCCCUCCAGUUCCUGUCUCAUCACGACUCCCUGUCACAGGAGCUGUUCGGAGUGCCGUACCCCCACUUCAUGCCUCGGCGAAUCACAGGGCGUCGUUACCGCUCCCAGCAGACCGUGCCCCCGCCCCCCUACCACCCAGGCUUCCUGCCUUACUUCCUGUCGAUGCUUCCAGUGGGUCCUACAGUCGGUCCUACCAUCAGUCUAGAGUUAGAUGUGGAUGAUGGAGAGGUAGAGAAUUAUGAAGCCCUGUUGAACCUAGCAGAGCGUCUGGGCGAGGCUAAACCCAGAGGACUGACCAAGGCUGACAUAGAACAACUUCCCUCCUACCGCUUCAACCCCAACAACCACCAAUCAGAACAGACACUGUGCGUGGUGUGUAUGUGUGACUUUGAGUCUCGUCAGCUGCUAAGAGUCCUCCCCUGUAACCAUGAGUUCCACACCAAGUGUGUUGACAAGUGGCUCAAGGCUAACAGAACGUGUCCCAUCUGUCGGGCGGACGCCUCCGAAGUCCAUCGGGAUUCUGAAUGACCUAUGACCUCGAGCCCCACAGAUCUAGGAUCCGCUCAGCCUCCCCACAUCCUAACCUGAUGCAUUAGGGAGUGGAGGGAAACACAACAGGCCUUAGAUCAGUGUCUUGGAGCAAUGCCCCCCUCCCCUCCGCCAAGUGAACUCUUUAAGAAAUAGACUGUCUUCUUCCUAUGAUGAUGGUAUUCUAAUAAUGGCCUUUUGACUGACACACACACACACACACACACACGUACGAGGGGCAGUUGGACUUCCCCCUUUUGUACUGUCUUACCUUCCUGAGUCAUGAUUGGAGUUGUCAUAUGAACGGCUGUGGAGAAACUCAGACGUGUGUCGUUGUCCUGACUAACCCAGUGGAGGAAAUGGAAGCCCAAAGAUUCUGACCAUUAUGACAUCAUCAUCGUUGUUGUUGUUGUUGUUCAUAUGAAUAUUCUGGUGGUGAUGAAUCAUUCAGAACCUGGAUUGAUAUGUGUCUUCACUAGUGGGGUGAUUUUGGUUUAUUAGGGCACUUUUUUUCCUUCAUUUUUUACCCCCAAAAAUUUAAAGUGUGUGCUGUUGCACUCCUACAAAACACAUCUACAAUGUGUGUCCAACUGAAAUGGAGAGAGAACGGAGGACAAUACAAUCUUUACAUUGUUGUUAGUGUUGGUUUAUGAUUUGGUUAGAGGAAGGUGGGCAGACAUAUAGCGUUGUCAGUAAUGGGGAAAGUGUUUUUGUUUAGAACAGCAAUGUGUGUUAUUUAUUUAUGCAGUGCAGUACACUGCCCUUUCUGCUCUGAUUGGUCGAUGCUGUGCACUGAGAACGGAAGGGGAGGGGCUUCCAGGGAGGACAAGGACAACAGAACCAGGGUAGUUGAGGAAGGGGAGGGGCUUCCAGGGAGGAGAAGGGCAACAGAACCAGGGUAGUUGAGGAAGGGGAGGGGCUUCCAGGGAGGAGAAGGGCAACAGAACCAGGGUAGUUGAGGAAGGGGAGGGGCUUCCAGGGAGGAGAAGGGCAACAGAACCAGGGUAGUUGAGGAAGGGGAGGGGCUUCCAGGGAGGAGAAGGGCAACAGAACCAGGGUAGUUGAGGAAGGGGAGGGGCUUCCAGGGAGGAGAAGGGCAACAGAACCAGGGGUAGUUGAGGAAGGGGAGGGGCUUCCAGGGAGGAGAAGGGCAACAGAACCAGGGUAGUUGAGGAAGGGGAGGGGCUUCCAGGGAGGAGAAGGGCAACAGAACCAGGGUAGUUGAGGAAGGGGAGGGGCUUCCAGGGAGGAGAAGGGCAACAGAACCAGGGUAGUUGAGGAAGGGGAGGGGCUUCCAGGGAGGAGAAGGGCAACAGAACCAGGGUAGUUGAGGAAGGGGAGGGGCUUCCAGGGAGGAGAAGGGCAACAGAACCAGGGUAGUUGAGGAAGGGGAGGGGCUUCCAGGGAGGAGAAGGGCAACAGAACCAGGGUAGUUGAGGAAGGGGAGGGGCUUCCAGGGAGGAGAAGGGCAACAGAACCAGGGUAGUUGAGGAAGGGGAGGGGCUUCCGGGGAGAAGGGCAACAGAACCAGGGUAGUUGAGGAAGUGGAGGGGCUUUCUGGGGAGGAGAAGGGCAACAGAACCAGGGUAGUUGAGGAAGAGGAGGGGCUUCCGGGGAGGAGAAGGGCAACAGAACCAGGGUAGUUGAGGAAGGGGAGGGGCUUCCGGGGAGAAGGGCAACAGAACCAGGGUAGUUGAGGAAGGGGAGGUUCUUCUCUCUUAUCACUCCUCUCUAUCACCUUUCUCUUCUUUUUCCCACUCCAUCCCCUCCUCUCUCUCUACUUUUCUGUUCACUCACUCCAUGUUUCAGAGAGAUGAAUCAGCCUCCGUUAUCUCGGCUUUCUCUCUCUCUCUCACACACACUCACACACUGAAUGCACCCCCCCCCCCCACGCAGCACAGGAGUGUGUGUGCGCUGAUAUGAAUCGAUGCUAAACGUCCGAUAAUUUGUGUUAUUGGUCAGUUACUUAGGAAGAAAUAUAUGAUAGUGGUCAAAUCUCAAAUGAAACCAUCUCCUAUCUAUCUAUUGGUUCCAAGACCAAACGUAAUUAACUCUUUAAGAAAUACUCUGGAGAAUAAAAGGGGGUCAUUUUGAGAUACAACCAACGUUGUUCACUGGUCGUUCAGAUCACAUUGACAAGGUGAGAUUAUCUGAAGUUUAGUUUUAAGGCACAUAAUAAUAAUAAUGAUGGUGAUGAUGAUGAUUGUAGUGUGGUAGUAUCACAGUUAAGGGUUUAACUCCUUGGUAAAAAAAAAGGGACAUGUGUUUUGCCUGUCGACCCACGAGUGAGAAGAUCAGUGCCUGGUUUCACUCAUUCCUUCACAACCACAAUGACUCUUCUGUUCAGUCUCCAUUCAUCCACUCUUCCUCCUGUAGGAUGCUUCUCACCCCCCCUCCCCCCUUCUCUCGGUCCACUCUUCCUCCUGUAGGAUGCUUCUCACCCCCCUCACCCUUUCUCUCGGUCCCCUCUUCCUCCUGUAGGAUGCUUCUCACCCCCUCCCCCUUUCUCUCGGUCCCUUCAUCACCUCUUCCUCAUGUAGGAUGCUUCUCACCCCCCUCCCCCUUUCUCUCAGUCCCCUCUUCCUCCUGUAGGAUGCUUCUCACCCCCUCCCCCUUUCUCUCGGUCCCUUCAUCCCCUCUUCCUCCUGUAGGAUGCUUCUCACCCCCCCUCCCCCUUUCUCUCUGUCCCCUCUUCCUCCUGUAGGAUGCUUCUCACCCCCCCUCCCCCUUUCUCUCGGUCCCCUCUUCCUCCUGUAGGAUGCUUCUCACCCCCCUCCCCCUUUCUCUCGGUCCCCUCUUCCUCCUGUAGGAUGCUUCUCACCCCCCCUCCCCCUUUCUCUCUGUCCCCUCUUCCUCCUGUAGGAUGCUUCUCACCCCCCUCCCCCUUUCUCUCUGUCCCCUCUUCCUCCUGUAGGAUGCUUCUCACCCCCCUCCCCCUUUCUCUCGGUCCCCUCUUCCUCCUGUAGGAUGCUUCUCACCCCCUCCCCCUUUCUCUCGGUCCCUUCAUCACCUCUUCCUCCUGUAGGAUGCUUCUCACCCCCCUCCCCCUUUCUCUCGGUCCCUUCAUCACCUCUUCCUCCUGUAGGAUGCUUCUCAGCCCCUCCCCUUUCUCUCGGUCCCUUCAUCACCUCUUCCUCCUGUAGGAUGCUUCUCACCCCCUCCUCCUUUCUCUCGGUCCCUUCUUAAUCCCCCCUCCCCAUUUUCCACUGUGUCCUCUGUCUACCCAGUGUCUUUAGAAGUAGUCCUUAUUAACUGCUGUCAUAAGCCCUACAUAAGGCUGUCUUAACAUGCACAAUGUCACCCUAUGUCAAGUUCAUGUCCUGGCUUCCUACUGUCCUUCACCCACACGGUGUCACGAUUCACAUUCGAUGUCAGGCUCACAGCAACCUUAAGUAGGCCUUACGACAGUCUUAUGUAGGCCUUACGACAGUCUUAUGUAGGCCUUACGACAGUCUUAUGUAGGCCUUACGACAGUCUUAUGUAGGCCUUACGACAGUCUUAUGUAGGCCUUACGACAGUCUUAUGUAGGCCUUACGACAGUCUUAUGUAGGCCUUACGACAGUCUUAUGUAGGCCUUACGACAGUCUUAUGUAGGCCUUACGACAGUCUUAUGUAGGCCUUACGACAGUCUUAUGUAGGGCCUUACGACAUCUAGUAGAUGGGGAAGGUUGUAAUUAAACCAUGUCAGCCAGGCACCUGCAGUGUCCUAAUAUGUAAGAGAUGCCUUUUUAAAACCCAGAUUUACCCUCCUUAAAGCCAUGUCACCAGUAGGUGGGUUAAUGACCUUUUAGAUCAGCGUUUAGCUGGGACAAGGUCUUCACCCUACAUGUUGAAAAUAAACCAUUCUCUCCAGUGUCCGAUGUUGUCAGCUCAGCGUUUUAAAGGCUCCGAGUUCUUGGCCGUAGCUAUGGCAACCGGGUUUGAAAAAGCUUCCGUUCUCCUGUUCUGUUUUUUUUUUGUUUCCUGGUUUUAAAGGUGUUCUACUGUCGUCAUGGCGUCCAUUGUGUCGUAGGAUUCUAAUUAUUGUUAUUGUUUCUCCUGCUUGGUACACGACUAGCAGUUACCUCAUUUGUCUCUUGAUGUAUAUUCAGAUACAAAUAUAGGACUUUCUGAAUUCAGCUUUUCAUAUUGUUAAUUUUUUUUCUCUUACCAUUUGUGUCGUUGGGUUGUUUUAUAAAAAAAAAAAAGAAGUUAUCAUUUAUUAUUAACAUGACGUUGGUAGCUUUCUUCUCCAUAAUGUAUCAUAUCUGUAACCAAAAUCAUUUUGAAGGCUUGAUAUUGCAAAUUUUUAACAAACAUUUGUACAUUUUUAAUGAGAGUUAUUAAUAGUGAGGCGUUUACUAAGUGGUGAAAUGAAUUGUUAUUUUUAAUCCCCAGUCUUUUUGGAUUUCAAAGGCUGCUUCUAUAAUAAAUGUAGAAUUACCAAA
Messenger RNA from Oncorhynchus kisutch (coho salmon), 5999 nucleotides. RefSeq names its product E3 ubiquitin-protein ligase RNF38-like. The record is from RefSeq and is a predicted model, not a curated record. Gene Ontology annotation, biological process: protein ubiquitination. Gene Ontology annotation, molecular function: ubiquitin protein ligase activity. NCBI's taxonomy places the organism in Eukaryota, Metazoa, Chordata, Actinopteri, Salmoniformes, Salmonidae.